Molecule: messenger RNA, 3236 nt
Organism: Medicago truncatula (barrel medic)
Lineage: Eukaryota; Viridiplantae; Streptophyta; Magnoliopsida; Fabales; Fabaceae
Exons: 9
Coding region: 371-2827 (818 amino acids)
Source: RefSeq, a predicted model, not a curated record
CAUAAUCUUAAUUUUAUUCAUUUAUUUAUUCAAUUUCAAUUUCACGUGUCUGUGUGCAUUUUUUGUUGUAUUUUUCUGAGUGAAAUGGUGAGAAAUGAUUAUUGGACAUGGAUUCGAAAUGAAGAACUUCACCACGAUGAGCCUAAUGGCUGUGAUUUUCUAAAACUGGAUUGUGGAAUCUGAGGAUGAGGUAUAGUUGGCAGUAGUGUUGAAUCUUUAAAAGGAAAACUCGAAAGCUUGUGAUUAUUUUCCUUACAAGGAUGAUUUGCGGCGGGAAAGAGAGUAAUGCAAUUAACAAAAGUGGUGGAGAUUUUAAUCCAUAUAUGGGUUGAAGAGAUCUGUGUGUUUGGUAGUGAAGUGAAAUAUUGAAAUGGCGAUUGCUGGUUUGCAUAGUGUGUCUGUGCUCGACUCGUCUUUUUUGAGGGAUUCGCAGUCUCAGGCGUCGAGAAGGAGGGGAGAUGGGAGAAGUGGAGGCAACCGGUCGUCUUCGCUUUUGCAAAUGUGGCGGGAGAUUGAGGAUGAACAUGCUGUGAGUCAAGUUCAAGGAAGAGCUGGUGAAGUAGUACUUGAACGAAGGAAUAAUGGGUCGAUUGCGGAUGUUUCGUUAGAAAAUGCACCUGAUAGCCCAGAGAUCGGAGAUAGGCGUGGUUUAGAAGAUGUUGUUUUGCGUGAGAGUGAGUCGGAUACAUGGUCGCAGUCGCAAAGUCAGAACGAAUCACAUGAUGAUAAUGAGGAUUUAAACAAUUCUAGCUGUGAAAACUCGUCUGUUUUCGGAGAAGUUGAAAGGGAAAGAGUGCGGCGAGUUUUCAGGGAAUGGAUGAAUAGUGGAUCAAACGUUUCCCGAAGAAGUGAAAGUCCUAGGGGAGAAUGGCUUGGAGAAACCGAACAGGAAAGGGUGAGAGUUAUAAGGGAAUGGGUACAAACGAGCAGCGAGCAGAGAAGUGUUUCUUCUAGGGAUAACAGGGAGCAGCCACAUGCUGAAAUUGGUACACAAAUUGAACGUGUGCGUGAUGGAUUUGUCGCUAACCACAGUGAGGGACAAAAUGAGUAUACACGGAGGAGUAUGCGUAAAUUACGUGGCAGACAGGUUAUGCUUGAUAUGCUUAAGAAGGCUGAGAGGGAAAGGCAGAGAGAAAUUCACGAGUUGCUGGACCAUCAGGCUGUAUCACGUUUUCCCCAUCGCAAUCGCAUUCAGGCAUUGCUUAGAGGCAGGUUUUUGAGAAAUGAUAGAUCUGUUGAUCAUAACAGGUCCACAUCUGUAGCAGAAAGUGAAUUAGGCUUAUUGAGGCAAAGACAAACUGUAUCAGGUCUAAGGGAAGGAUUCUUCUCCAGAAUGGACAGUACUGGUUGCAGCCAAGCAACCAGCAACCUAUCUGAUACCUCGUCAAACAUUGAUAUUGAUUUUAAUACAAAUGAACAAACUGGAGAAAGCAGUUCAUGUAUGUUCAUUGAACCCACUAACGUCAGAGAUAAUAGGGUUGGGAUAUCUGGUGACCACUGUCUAGAAGGAAUUACAUCUGAGAGUUUAGAUUGUCAAGAAUCUACUGCCCAUGUAGAAGGAAAUCAGUUGCAGUGCUUGCAAAUUGAGUCAGUAGAUAGGCAUUCAUCAUUCAGUGAUGGGUGUGAAAGAAGAGAUUACACUGGGCAAAAUGUUGAGGUGGUGGCAAUCAGAGAUAGAGAGCAUAAUAAUAAUCAGGUAUCCAGCGAGGUACAUAAUGAGCAAUCUGAGCUGGGUGAUAUAAGUAACGGUGAAAACAAUUCAUCAAAUCAAAGUGAUUAUACGGAGAGCAAUGUUGUUGAUGAUGUGAAUGGAUCUGGUGCUCUAGAAGAGCAGCUGGAACAAAUUGUUGAAAAUGAAGGAAGUGGCUGGCAUCAGAGUAACACUGAAUGGAGAAAUAGCACCGAUGAAAAUGUGGAUGAUAAUCAGCUCAGAAAUACAGCAAAUGAGUGGCCUGAAAACAGUUGGGUCAACGAGGAUGUAGAAAACCCUCAUCUGCAAGAAGCUUCUGAAGUUUGGCAAGAAGAUAGUGGCUUCCAAGAGGCCGUGGAAAAUUGGUUAGGAGGACCUUCUGACCAAGAAACUGCUCCAAGUAGUAGAGUUCAUAGUUAUUAUUUUCCUGAUGAUGACAAUGUACACAAUGUUGAACUCAGGGAACUUCAUAGUAGGAGACGUGUGUCUAAUCUCCUUGGAAGUAGUUUCCGUGCGAGUCUUGACCAGUUGAUACAAUCAUAUGUUGAAAGACAAGGUCACGCUAACAUGGAGUGGGAUCCAGAAGAAGCAGCCCCUUCUGCUAACCUUGAGCAGCAGAGUCAAGAUCAGAUUGUUGAUCAGGAGGGUACUGUUAAUAGUCCACUUGACUUGCCCUCUUUGCCUACACCUCCUACUCCACCUCUUUGGGAUCAGCAUCCUCAUGGUGAUAACUGGUCGCACAAUGAUGAUUUGGAAAUUAUUAAUGACUUGAGACUUGACAUGGCUAGAUUACAGCAAAGGAUGAAUACUAUGCAGAGGAUGCUUGAGGCAUGUAUGGAUAUGCAGCUUGAGCUGCAACGCUCAAUAAAACAAGAAGUUUCUGCAGCACUAAAUCGAUCAGCUGGUUCAUCAGGAAUACGUGAAUGCGAUUCACUAGAUGACAAUUCUAAAUGGGAAUGUGUGAGAAAAGGACUUUGCUGUAUUUGCUGCGAAAGCAAUAUUGAUUCUUUAUUGUACAGAUGUGGCCAUUUGUGCACAUGUUCAGGAUGUGCCAAUGAGUUGCUUCAAAGUAGAAGGAAUUGCCCAAUGUGUCACGCCCCUGUGUUGGAGGUGAUACGUACUUAUUCUAUACUAUAAUAUUGACUUUACAAUAAAGGUCAUACUUAACAAUAUACAGGAUUCUAACAAGUUAUAUCGCCUGGACAUCUCCAGGUACUUUUUUCUUUUUGUUUUUUUAUUUUGUUUUGUGAUUACUGUAUUUAUGUCAAGUACUCCAAAGGAACACAUGAUGGCAUUUUUUUGGGCCAUAGUUCUGACAUGAAUAAAAAUUGUAUGUUUUUUAUUUUAGUUUCAAGUCACACAUCUUUUGUUUGAUGUCGAGGACAGAUCCUGUCCUUUUUUAUUUUAGGUGGCUGGAUAGUGUUUCGUAUACUUAUAAAUCAACCAACCUGUCUCAUUAUGUAAUUGUAUUCUUGUUCUGACGUGUCGAGACUCAUGUUUGGAUUGCACACUGCAUAUAUCAAAAUCAAAAUGGUUUGCCACUGAA